GGAACGUUAAACGUGAUGAAAGAAGCUAAAAGUUGCAGGGUUGAUUGAGAUUUGCAAAGCCACCCGUUGCCUCCUGCAGGUGUUGCAGGUAGAUUGUGGAGCGCUGUGCUGAGUGUAUUGUGGUGUUGUACUAUUGUGGUGUUGUAGUGUUGUGGUGUUUGAAGACAUGUUUCAAGUCGUUGCAUCUUUCAACCGUCAUGGAUAGAUUAAGGAUAGCCUUGUGAUAAAAAUAUAUUUAGUAUUUUCCACGCGCAGACGUCGUGGAUAGAUUGAGGAACGCUUUGUAGCCGCAACUCAGAUUGUAAUUCAGAAUCGGAUAUGUCCACGUGUGGAAACUGUUGUGGAUUAUGUGGAGUAAAUAAAAUACAAUUUGUGCUGGAGAUAUACUUGCACCAAUCUAGUUCAACUUUUCUCACUAGCUGUGGUGUUUGUUUAUUCAUUUAUCCCCUGAAAACCAGAUAAUAAUAGAUAUAAUGACAAUAAUUAAAACAGUGGAUCCCCAUUACAGCCACUGUGGAAGCCUAUUCACAGAUACUCUGUCUACAGCUGACAAUAAUCGGCGGAACUGUUGCAUGUCUGUGUAGUGAGGCUGUGACAGUUCGCCACAUUUUUACAUUUAGCUAUUGCGAACACUGAUGAAAGUUCCAAAAUGAACAAAUUAAUUACAAAAACUUUCAUUCUCUUGGAAAAGAUUAGAAAAUGUAAAGCUUCAACACGCCGACUUUAAGAUGCAAUAGCGGCGACUGUUUUUGUGGGAAAGAAUCGCCAUGUUUACACACCGAGAUGCCUGAGUGAGUUCACUUCACAGAGCUGCUCAACGUCGACAGAGGGAUGGCGAUCUAACCACAGGAGACGUGUACAGGGACACACCACGUCCUUAUGAUGACAGACAUGGUGUUAUCAUCAUAACAGUCCUUUAAAGCCACCCUGUCAUCGUUCUCACGGGUCAAUGUUACAAAAAGAUGGAGUGACAGAACAAGUGGAUACAAAGUUGUGCCACCAUUCCUUCCUGUCCAGCUGUACAUCUCGUCUCCAGUGGCGUUCGUCGUCAAGCGGUCGUUAGGCUCCAGAGUCGAUCUUUCAUCUGCACGGGACUUAUAUUUUGGUGAGAAGAGAAAGUCCAGUGCUGCCAAGUCGCUCGCCCAGUGGACACUAAGUCCAGCGACUUGCUGCCACCUCCAAGCCCUGGGCAGCGAGAGUUAAUUACCCUUGGUUCACCGGUCAUCCCCCACCCACAACCCUGCCUCCAGCACUCUUUACCCCCCUUAUAGCUGCGUAGCAACAGUCACGUGGCCUAACUGGACCGCCCCUCCCUGCCCCACCCCCGCCAAAGAUGGGCACCAGCGCCAGCACGUGCGCCACACCGCCGCCCAGCUCGCCGAAACUCCAUCACGACAGCACAAGCACAAGCACCAGCAGCAGCAGCAGCAGCAGACUGCCGCCCAGUCGCCGCGAGCGCAAGUGCGGGGUAGCGGCAGGUCGUCUGCCUCACUUUGUCUCUCGGCGACAACGACGACGGCAGCUGCUGGCAGUGCGGUGGACGGCGGCGUCAACAAAGGAGGUUACCUGCAGGUCACUCUUAGCGGCAGUGCUGCCUUGGUCAGGGAGCAAUUCUCGGAGGACGACAUUUUCUACACCGCAGUUAUGGCGAAAAGGUUUUCCGACUCACCUGAGGACAAGCGAUGUCUGGUGAGGAUGAACAAGGUGGCGCCUGUCAUCAUCAAAGACUGUCGCGAGGAGUUUCAGCACAUCUCCGACCUCAAGGACACCGUCAUCAGAGGAAGUGCAGGUGACAACAUGCCGGAGCAUCCUUUGAUCAAGGGGAGCUGCUUCCUAGUGAGCGAGGUGUCGCAGUCGGUGGACACUCUACACACCCUCAAGACUCUGAAGACCCCCAAUUUCCACAGGGUGUCCGAUCUACCCGUAUACGCCUCUGGUCAGCCAUCUGCUGGUGGACUCAACGCGGUUCUUAACAAGCUGACCACCGAUGGCCACAAGGUCAUCUUCGUCUUCAGUCUCAGACAGGAGCCGGUCCUCUUCCUUCGUUCGCAAGAAGACUUCAUUCCUCACUCCUUGCGUCAUCGGGAAAAACUUCGCCGCCUUUAUUUCUCCGACCUCAGCCCCGUGCAGGCCGAUGAGAACGAGGCCGCCAUUCGUAAGGAAACCCUGGACCUCGCCUUACUUGACGAGAACCACGGCUUCUACGUGUACCACGAGUCUGGCAGUGAUGGCGACACGGUGACACUUGAGCCUCGCCUCGUCACCCUGACUGUCGAGGACCAGCUGCUGACGUCCACCGAGCUCUGCUGCAGCCACACCUUCGCCAAGACCAACCUCAAGUAUUAUCGACUCGGAUUUCCUCGAAACCGUGCUCCCUCCGAUGAAACAGUCGAUGAGUUUUCUUUCUCCAUUGAGGACCCCAGGGUGUUUGUGGAAGCCAAGUUUGCCUUCCCAGCCCUCUACUUUGUGUGCGGGACUGGCAAGACUCGCAGUACACUGGCCAAGACCAUGGCUUGCCUUCUCGACCACGACACCAACAACCACAACGCUGACAUCAGAAGACUGAAGGCUGUGCAGCUGAUGGUGAGCCACAUCGACAACGGAUACAUCAGUGGACUGGGCGGUGAGUCAGUGCUCGCAGUUAGUGAGUCUGACAGGAUGUAUCCUAGACGCCAAAGCCAAGCUGGAUGCCAUUCCCAUCACAGCCAACAACAACAACACGAACGUCCAGAGGGAUCACCUGUACCAACUGUGCCAGAGAUACACCGAAAGAUACUGCUUUUUAUUAUGUUUCAAUGCUUACCUUCAAGAACAGGCCAGCCAGAGGUUGUGCAUCCCUUACACCCGGUGAAACAUCACCCCGGCCUGGUGUCGGUGUUAUGUAACCUGGACCUGUCCAAACACACAGAGCCCGCCUCCCUCGUCACCUCUGGCCAACGGUGUCUGGUGGCGGACAACUACAUCGGCUUGGACGUCCUCAGCUCCCGGAUGGAUGUGAAGGUGGCUAACUUCCGGCGUCUGAUGGGACUUCCGGUCUACGGCAUGGCGCAGCCAGCCAGAGACGGUCUGUCACGAGUGGUCAACUUCCUGCUUCACAAGAAGCAGGGCUGCAGCCAGGUGGUCAUUGUCAACCUCCGCAACGAUGUGGCCAUCGAGUUCGACGAGACCACGUACCACGUGGAGGACGUUGGCAACCUCGGGGAGCCGGUCCUCAUCUACGGGGCGUCCGACAAGGAAAUGGAGGUGUGUGAAGAAGCCCUUCUGAAGGAGUUCAAGGGGAAAAAGUCAAUAACGGUGUACGAGGAGCUUUCGAGUCCCGCCGUGUCCAAGACAUUUUGCUCUGCCUUGACCCCGAAUGACCUUUGGCAGCAGCAGCGGUUGCAGACGCUGGACAUGAGCUACGUGCGGCUGCCCAUCCAGUACGACCACGGCUUUCAGGAGAAGAUUGUCCAUCAUCGUCGUUCAGGAGUACGACGCCAUCCAGCAGCUGUUUUCUGCUACUUGACCUCUGACACCGCGUGGAAGGAAGACAACUACGCCUUCGUCUUCCACUGCAGGACCGGCAAGAGUCGCAGUUCUUUGGCGAUGGCUGUGGCCGGCCUGCUCUUCUACCACAUCCGGGAAUUUCCUUACGGAUCCAAGCCUGGGGAGCAGGAGCUGGUGUCGUGUCCUAACCGGUCCUACACACUCGGAGAAUUUGAGGUGGUCAUGAGGCUCAUACGACGUCUGCCACAAGGCUACCAACGGAAGCGAGAAGUGGACUUCGUGUUGGACCGCCUCUUUGAAACCAUGUCUCCCAUGCACUUCCAUCUCCGAGAAGUCAUCUUUGUCACCUACAACAAGAUUAAGUCAGCGACCUCUGAGCUGGACAGACAAGAACUGAGACGACAGAGCGUGGACCUGCUGGAACGAUACAUCUAUCUCAUCCUCUUCAACACCUACCUCGCUCACGAGAAGGGAAACCACUUCCAGAUGCCCUUCUCUCAGUGGAUGCAAGAGGUGGCAUCAGAGGCCGGUGCGUACGACAUCCUGGACAACCUGUGUUUCACGGGGCUGGAGAGUCCACCCAACCUUCAGUUCAGCUCUCGACACGAGCGAUGGUCCGCUCGCCACCCCGCUGUGCCUUUCUAUGGAGAGUACGUCUGAGACCUUUGACCCUUUCUGUGAACAGCAUACCCUGACAUGGCCAACCCACUUCCUCCCUCCGCGAAAUUCCUUCCAGGUGCCUCAGCGACACCGGUGACACGGUGACCCUCAUGACCCUCAUGACACGUGGUUUUGUACGGCUCAACAUGACAAGGUGACUUUUCUCUCUCAGACGAACCUGUGAGGUCUGGGACACCGGAAGGAGCAAGGGGAUGUAUUGUUGCAGGACAGCAAUGAUAAAGAGGAACAAAAAGUUCACUUGUGUCUUACAAAGGGAGACAAGCCCCUGACGCCCGCUGCUCCUCCACAAGGGCUGUUGGUCCUUUCCCUUCUUCCUGUCGUCUGUCUGUCUCUGGGUCAAAGGUUCCUUCAGUGAGGCACCGCCGCUCAUAACAGGGUGCGGAUGGGUUUAAUUAUGUGAGACUGAUUUGCAAAAAUUAUCUCAGCUUUCACCACAAUUUGUCUCGACACUCCACUCCACAGUCGGUUGUCCGACUGACGAAAGCAUAAUAAUGUCUGCUGCAAACCUUUUUGUAAGGAUACACGAUAAUUACAUGCUUGUACAUAGUCCGUCAGCCUUUGCCAAGCCACUGAAGUAACAUUUGUAAAGUAUUGUCUUCUUUGACACGGGGUUAAAGGUCGUCAACAGCUGCUUGUCGUGACGUAAAGAACACCCACGCUAGUCUCCCUUUAAAUAUUUGUUUUUAUUGCCUGCAGGAAAUGUCAAAGUCGUUGUUAUGAAUAGCUGUGGUGGAUGUCCAUGUUUGUAGGGCCAGCCUGUGUCCUCAGCCGCAAGUCUUUGUUCUUUCACAUCUGACUCACAAGAUGAAAAUGUUUCCGUUAAUGACGGUGCGAGUUGAAGACACUUUUGCUUGUAAAGAAUAAAACCCACAAGGGCUUGCUGUACCUUCCUGCACCCUGUCUCAGGCUAACCUCCUUCUCCUUCACUUUCUUUAACAGACUGACAAGGGUCGUGGACAUAAAGGUGAAUAAAUAUAUGCUGCCCUAAAUAAAAGUUGUGAAAUGUA
Molecule: messenger RNA, 5174 nt
Organism: Pomacea canaliculata
Lineage: Eukaryota; Metazoa; Mollusca; Gastropoda; Architaenioglossa; Ampullariidae
Product: paladin-like
Exons: 22
Coding region: 1645-4146 (833 amino acids)
Source: RefSeq, a predicted model, not a curated record